Messenger RNA from Eubalaena glacialis (North Atlantic right whale), 1840 nucleotides. RefSeq names its product ring finger protein 8 (gene RNF8). Bases 112 to 1749 code for a protein of 545 amino acids. Gene Ontology annotation, cellular component: nucleus; cytosol; site of double-strand break. The record is from RefSeq and is a predicted model, not a curated record. Gene Ontology annotation, molecular function: ubiquitin protein ligase activity; histone binding. Gene Ontology annotation, biological process: ubiquitin-dependent protein catabolic process; protein K48-linked ubiquitination; double-strand break repair. Lineage: Eukaryota; Metazoa; Chordata; Mammalia; Artiodactyla; Balaenidae. The transcript has 8 exons.
AUUGCUUCUGUCUGUAGUGUAGGUAUGGCUCCCGCGAGGGAACCGAGAGGCGGCGGGAACCCGGGUCGGGGUCUCGCUCUGUGCUGACCGCGACCCAGGGCCGAGUGGGCUAUGGGGGAUCCUGGCUCCCUGGUCACGGAAGGCCGCGCUGGUGACCGGAGCUGGUGCUUGCGGCGGGUGGGGAUGAACGCCGAGUGGCUGCUGCUGGAGGAUGGAAACGAGGUGACUGUAGGGCGAGGAUUUGGUGUCACAUACCAGUUGAUAUCAAAAAUCUGCCCUCUGAUGAUUUCCCGAAACCACUGUAUUUUGAAGCAGAAUGCCGAGGGCCAGUGGACAAUUAUGGACAACAAGAGUCUGAAUGGUGUUUGGCUGAACAGAGAACGUCUAGAGCCUUUAAAGGUCUAUUCUAUCCAUAAUGGAGAUCACAUCCAGCUUGGGGUGCCUCUGGAAAAUAAGGAGAAUGCAGAGUAUGAAUAUGAAGUUACUGAAGAAGACUGGGAGAGGAUUUACCCUUGUCUUUCCCCCAAAAGUGACCAGAUGAUGGAAAAAAAUAAGGGCUUGAGAACUAAAAGGAAAUUUAGUUUGAAUGAAUUAGAGGGUUCUGGAGCUGAAGGCCCCUCAAAUUUGAAAUCCAAAAUAAGUAAAGUGUCUUGUGAAUCUGGUCAGCCAGUGAAGUCACAUGGGAAGGGUGAAGUGGCUAGUCAACCCUCUGAAUAUUUGGAUCCUACUUUGACUUCUCUUCAGCUAAGUGGGAAGACCACAGGGGCUCAUGUUUACCCAGGCCCCGCAAAAGUUGUAGAGCGUCAUUAUAAGAAGCAGAAAGCCUCAAAUCCUUCAGCAUCUCAGAGCAGCUUAGAGCUGUUUAAGGUAACGAUGUCCAGGAUUCUAAAGCUGAAAACACAGAUGCAGGAAAAGCAGGUAGCUGUUCUGAAUGUGAAAAAGCAGACCCAAAAAGGGAACUCGAAGAAAAUUGUGAAAAUGGAGCAGGAACUGCAGGAUUUACAGUCCCAGCUGUGUGCAGAGCAGGCCCAGCAGCAGGCCAGAGUGGAGCAGCUGGAGAAGACUUUCCAGGAAGAGCAGCAGCAUCUCCAGGGUUUGGAGAAGGAGCAAGGGGAAGAGGACCUGAAGCAACAGCUGGCCCAGGCUCUGCAGGAGCAUCGGGCUCUGAUGGAACAGCUAAAUCGCAGCAAGAAGGACUUUGAAGCAAUCAUUCAAGCCAAGAACAAAGAAUUGGAGCAGACCAAGGAAGAGAAGGAGAAGGUGCAAGCACAGAAGGAGGAAGUUCUUAGCCAUGUGAAUGACGUGCUAGAGAAUGAGCUCCAGUGUAUUAUUUGUUCAGAAUACUUCAUUGAGGCUGUCACCUUGAACUGUGCCCAUAGUUUCUGCUCCUACUGUAUCAGUGAGUGGAUGAAGCGGAAGAUAGAAUGCCCCAUUUGUCGGAAGGACAUCAAGUCGAAAACCCACUCCCUGGUUCUAGACAAUUGCAUUAAUAAGAUGGUAGAUAAUCUGAGCUCGGAAGUGAAAGAACGACGAAUUGUCCUCAUCAGGGAACGAAAAGAAUUCUGCUGGGCUUCCCUGGUGACAGUGGUUAAGAAUCCGCCUGCCAAUGCAGGGGACACAGGUUCGAGCCCUGGUCCGGGAAGAUCCCACAUGCCGCGGAGCAGCUGGGCCUGUUGUGCCACAACUACUGAGCCUGCGCUCUGGAGCCCGGGAGCCACAACUACUGAGCCCACAUGCCACAGCUACUGAAGCCUGCGCGCCUAGAGCUCGUGCACCACAAUGAAGAGUAGCCCCCGCUCGCCACAACUAGAGAAAGUCUGCGUGCAACAACAAAGAACCA